AUGUCUGGUGGCUUUCAGGAUGGUGUGAGGUCAAGUUCAAACAGUCGGAGUGGCAGCCAUGAUCGACAUGAGGAGCACACGGACACAUCAGAUAGCGAGUCUUUCUCUCUGCAGGUCCGCAAGCUCAACCAGCAGCCUCAGAUCCGCAAGCCGGGUGAACGGGGCUAUGAUCCCAACAGAUACCGGCUGCACUUCGAGCGGGAAAGCAGAGAGGAAGUGGAGCGGAGGAAAAAGAUUGCCCGGGAGAAAAUCUUGGAACCGGUGCCAGAAACCGAGACAGAAGUGGACAUAGAAGAUGUUUACAAGACCGGAUCAGUACUUGAUUUUCCCAAACGUCCCCCUUGGAAUUACCAAAUGAACAAGGAUCAGUUGUUCGCCCGAGAGGAGAAAUGUUUCCGGGAAUAUCUAGAGAAUAUCUAUAGUACAUUCCAGCCCAACCAGUUGAGUUACUUUGAGCACAAUCUGGAGACAUGGAGGCAGCUAUGGCGUGUAUUGGAGAUGUCAGACAUUGUGUUGCUUAUUACAGACAUUCGGCACCCGGUCAUCAACUUCUCUCCAGCUCUCUAUGAGUUUGUCACCAAGCAGAUGAAGAAAAACCUCAUCUUAGUACUGAACAAGAUUGAUUUAGCCCCACCAGCCCUGGUGGUGGCCUGGAAGCAUUAUUUCAAGAGCCGGUGCCCUGAGAUCCACGUGAUCUGUUUCACUUCUUACCCACAGCAAGACCAAGAUCCCAGUGCGG
This is a messenger RNA of Protobothrops mucrosquamatus (brown spotted pit viper), 739 nucleotides long. RefSeq names its product guanine nucleotide-binding protein-like 1. Gene Ontology annotation, molecular function: GTPase activity. The transcript is spliced from 6 exons. The annotation marks the transcript as partial. The record is from RefSeq and is a predicted model, not a curated record. NCBI's taxonomy places the organism in Eukaryota, Metazoa, Chordata, Lepidosauria, Squamata, Viperidae.